AUGGGAUCAUUUUACUCCAAAAUCUGACAGAUUCUGUAUAGUGAUAAAGGGAGACGAAUUUUAAUUCUUGGGCUUGAUGCAUCUGGAAGAACAACCAUGCUUUACAAGCUUAAGCUUGUUGAAGUAUUAUCCUCAAUUCCAACAAUUGGCUUUAGUGUUGAAAAAGACCUCAAUCGAAAAUAUAAUUUUCAAAUCUGAGAUAUUGAUGGCCAAUUGAAAUUAAGAGAUUUAUGGCAUUCCUACUAUAAAGACACAGAAGCUGUUAUUUUUAUCGUUGACUCACCUGAUCGAGAAAGAGUUGAAGAAGCUACUGAAGUGCUUCAUGAAAUGCUUGAGAAUGAGUUGAUUAAGGGUAUUCCUUUGCUAGUCUUUGCAAACAAGCAAGAUUUACCACAUGCAAUGACAGUUUUAGAAAUAGCUAAUAAAUUGGAUCUCCAUUCUAUUAGAGGAAGACCUUUGCUCAUUCAAGCAGCAUGUGCUAUUGCUGGAGAAGGAAUUUAUGAAGGAUUAGAUUGGCUUAGAUCAAUUUUACCAAUAAAAUAUUAA
This is a messenger RNA of Blepharisma stoltei, 546 nucleotides long. The record is from the annotation of a GenBank genome assembly. Lineage: Eukaryota; Ciliophora; Heterotrichea; Heterotrichida; Blepharismidae.